Emiliania huxleyi CCMP1516 is the source of this 1485-nucleotide messenger RNA. RefSeq lists its product as hypothetical. Lineage: Eukaryota; Haptophyta; Isochrysidales; Noelaerhabdaceae. The record is from RefSeq and is a predicted model, not a curated record. The coding region runs from base 1 to 1485 and encodes 494 amino acids. The transcript has 5 exons.
AUGCCCCUGAAGAAGGUGGUCGAGCAUGUGCUGGGGGGUGCAGAGGCGGAAGCGCAAGGUAAGCUGAAGGCCGGCACGCAUGUCAUGGCCAAUGUUGGGGGAAAAGACUUCCAUCCAGGCACUAUCCUCGAAAAGAAUGCAGACGGCAGCUACUCGAUCCAGUUUGACGUGGGCGUCGGAGUCCGAGCGAAGGAAGCUGCAGACAUCCCGAGCAACAUCAACGUUGAGAACAUUCGGUUCGUCACUCGUGCCGCCGUCGGUGGCGCGCCUUUGGGCCACAGCAGCACGGCGCCGUCGCGGCAGAAUGAUUUUGGCGCGGCGGUUGCCCUGGCUCGGAGUGGAGAGAGGCCGCCCGGAGUCCUCCCACUGCCCAUGCGGCUCUGUCCGACCGGACAGCCGGGCAAGCUCCAGGCGGGGAAACGUGAGGUGUUGCUCGGGCAGCUGUACGACGUGAUCGACCCGAGGGCGGAGGACGCAGUGACCCUUUCCACGUGGAGCUCCCUGUACCUGCCGCCUGAGGACGGUGGCAAGGAGGUGCAGCAGCAAUUUAAAGAGGUUGCAGGCAAGGACGGCGCAGUAAGCACAGUCCAGCGCCACGAGUUCGUAACGUACGCGCUCGCCGAGUUCAAGCCGUUUCCUGACGAUGUCUUCCAUCACGUUAUCCGUCAACUAAAGCUUCUCGCGUCCAAUCAGAUGAAGGCACUCAAGUCGAAGAAUGCGGAGGACAUCGAGAGAAUCGACAUCACGACUCAGGCUCUUCUAGAGAUGAAGAGCUUGGAAACCAGAGGCCUCACCGACGCGGAUGUGAUCGCCAUGAUGGAGCAGGCUCACGCGCUCACGAUGGAGGCGCUUCAGGUCAAGGGGGAGGCACUCAACAAGAAAGCAGGAGAGUCGCGGUUCGCCCACAGAGAUGCUGCGGACGCCCGGGCCAAGAAGCUAAGCAGCGCGUGGGUCAUGUUCGUCGCCGAGGGUGACAAGAUCGAAGAGAUCGAGCCGAGAGGGAAAGGCACGAGCGACCAGCCGGGGUCCUAUGGUGGCUUAUCCGUCCCCACUAAAACGCACGACGCGUGUCGCAAGUACGCAGAAGAGGUACAGCGAGGCGAAGGCAAGGGUGGAAAGCGCGUCGCCGUCGCCGGCACCAGCAGCUGCCGCAAAGAAAUCGGCGCCGGCGCCGGCACCGACGUCAGCUCACAGCGCGGCGAAGGCAAAGGCGGGACAGUUUCAGAGCCCUUUUUGCUCUCUUAUACGGCCACGGCUACACGGCGUUACACGCCGCCCAAGUUCUCUGACCGCCUGCCCUACGCGCUCGCCGCGAGCGCGACUGUUCUUACGUCGUUCCUUUGGUUUGAGCUGCCCUUCAAGGUUGAUGACAUGGGCGAAGCCAUGUUUGUCGCGUGGGCUGUCAUGGCCGCCUUUAUGUUUGUGGUCCUCCUUCCUGGGAUGUUCAUCGAUGAGGAUACGGUCAUCGAUCACGGCGACAAGUGA